Messenger RNA from Aureococcus anophagefferens, 728 nucleotides. RefSeq lists its product as hypothetical. NCBI's taxonomy places the organism in Eukaryota, Pelagophyceae, Pelagomonadales, Pelagomonadaceae. The transcript has a single exon. Gene Ontology annotation, molecular function: RNA binding; structural constituent of ribosome. Bases 12 to 629 code for a protein of 205 amino acids. Gene Ontology annotation, cellular component: ribosome; cytosolic large ribosomal subunit. The record is from RefSeq and is a predicted model, not a curated record. Gene Ontology annotation, biological process: cytoplasmic translation.
GUCUCGGAACCAUGGGCGCGUACAAGUACCUCGAGGAGAUGUGGAAGCGGAAGCAGUGCGACGUGCUGCGCUACCUCAUGCGCAUCCGCGCGUGGCAGUACCGCCAGCAGACCAAGGUCUGCCGGUGCACGCGCCCGACGCGCCACGACAAGGCGCACAAGCUCGGCUACAAGGCCAAGGAGGGCUACGUCAUCUACCGGAGCGCCGUGCGCCGCGGCGGCCGCAAGCGCCCCAACGGCAAGGGCAUCGUCUACGGCAAGCCCAAGCACCAGGGCAUCAACCAGCUCAAGUUCGCGCGGAACCUCCAGUCCGUCGCCGAGGAGCGCGUCGGCAAGAAGUGCGGCAACCUCCGCGUGCUCAACUCGUACUGGGUCAACCAGGACGCGACGUACAAGUACUACGAGGUCAUCGCCGUCGACCCGAGCCACGCGGUCAUCCGCAACGACCCGCGCAUCAACUGGAUCGUGAACCCGACGCACAAGCACCGCGAGUGCCGCGGCCUCACGUCCGCGGGGCGCAAGAGCCGCGGCCUCCGCAAGCAGGGCCACCGCGCCAACAACAUCAUCGGCUCCUCCCGCCGCGCGGCCUGGAAGCGCCGCAACAACCUCUCCCUCCGCCGCUACCGCUAGACGCCCGGCGGCGGAUCCGGCGGGCGGCCCGCCGCCCGCCGGCGCGGCGCGCGCGGCUUGUCCGCGCGCGGCGCGCGGUCCCCUCCUUUAUUCUCGCAC